AUGACAAAACCCAGCACAUAUGAAGUACAGAUCAAAGAAUCACUAAAGACGAAACUCCGCAAGACCACUACAGACGCUGUGCUUGUGAUAGAACAUAGAAGUACCAAAAUCAGAUGUCUGCACUGCCAGACCAAGAUUGAAAUUGGGAAGGGUAAACCUAUUAGACGUCACCUUAACAGUGCAGCCCACCAAUCUAGUAAUUUCCACUGGAAGCAGUCCGUCUACCGGAAGAUCCAAGCCCUUGGCCUAGCACCAAUGUACACGAGGGAUGAGGAGAAGAGGCUUCUUCUACAACAGCUAAUGGCAUUACCAUUCCUGCCAGUAGAAGUGGUCCCCGAGUUCCGACGACUUCGGCUUCAGAGCGACAGUCCCUUGAUCGAUGAGCUCUUUGACUACCUAGAGUCAACGUGGAUAACGAACCCAACCUGGCCAGUGCGAGUCUGGUCAACGUAUGGAAAGGCUAUCAGGACCAACAACGACGCUGAAGGUUACAACCACAGACUCAACAGAAGAGCGGGAGGGAAGAGUAUGGGUGUGUAUCAGUUGUCGUCAUUGCUCUUCAAGGAGUCACAGCUCGUAGAUCUAACAGUGCGCAUGGUGGACAGGCGUCUUCUAACCCGUCAUCAGAGAAGACAGACCAGGACAAUGCAAGCCCGUGUUUUCAGAGCCUGGGAGGAGCACCGAGAUGGGGAGAGGACCACACAAGACCUUUUGACUGUCUGUGCACAUAGCUAUGGCCAUGCACCAGCUUAG
This is a messenger RNA of Lytechinus pictus (painted urchin), 753 nucleotides long. RefSeq lists its product as uncharacterized. NCBI's taxonomy places the organism in Eukaryota, Metazoa, Echinodermata, Echinoidea, Temnopleuroida, Toxopneustidae. The coding region runs from base 1 to 753 and encodes 250 amino acids. The record is from RefSeq and is a predicted model, not a curated record. The transcript is spliced from 3 exons.